AGAUUAAAUGGCUGCAGGAACAGCUCAAAGACCACAUCGAGAAGGGGGGCGAGAAGGGCAUACCCGCACUCACAGCCACAGAGAAGGAGAGUGUGUUAGAAGACCUUACACCCUUAUUAGCGCUCAUGAAGGAGAAGCUAGCCGCUACCACGGACGCCAAGAAACAAGCCAAGAUACAGGACAUGCUGAGCAAGAACGAAGCAAUACACAAGGCUGUGGUAGAAGACAUGGAGCCCUCGCCGGGACUUCCACUGAGUCAGGGCGACCGUCUCAAAGCCGCGUAUCACAAACAACGCGAGCUGGAGAAGAUAGAGAGCAAGAGUGCGCAGACUAUUGAAGAGAUGCGACGGCUGCAGAACGAACUGCCUGCGGUGAAUGAGGAGAUAGAGACGCUGCAACAGAUGUCUCAGGAGAUAUUCGAGACAGAUACCGAGCUGGACAAGCGGGUGCGCGCGUUGAAGGCGACUCUGGGCGGUAGCAAGAAGAAGAAGGCACCGGCUAGUUCAGUUUUUGGGACUAGUGCCGCGAGUGGGGGGGGGUCUGGGUGGUCUACUGCGGGGGCCAAGAAAGGGGGCUCUGGCAGCCGAACUACUGGAGGAGCGAAGAAGAGUGGUGGUGGUAAUGCAUUUGCUGCGCUUUCUUUGGGCUAGAGGAUGCUAAUAAAGGGAAAAGGGAAUAAAUAGGAUAUUCGGAGUAUCCCUGAGCCAAUGACC
Messenger RNA from Sphaeroforma arctica JP610, 713 nucleotides. RefSeq lists its product as hypothetical. NCBI's taxonomy places the organism in Eukaryota, Ichthyosporea, Ichthyophonida. The transcript is spliced from 2 exons. The record is from RefSeq and is a predicted model, not a curated record. The coding region runs from base 126 to 650 and encodes 174 amino acids.